Molecule: messenger RNA, 1707 nt
Organism: Danaus chrysippus (African queen)
Lineage: Eukaryota; Metazoa; Arthropoda; Insecta; Lepidoptera; Nymphalidae
Source: the annotation of a GenBank genome assembly
AUGAGAGAUUUAAAGGAUUUAGAGAACCCUCAAACGGAAUCUCCACAAAAUAACACUGAUAGCCUUAACUAUCAUCUAAUACAGGAAGAGUUUAAACAAUGCAGUAAUCUGAGGGAAGUUUUCUCACUGAUAACAAAAUGUAUAAAAAUAACUCCAAACAUCGCAUUAGGAGCUAUAGAACGUAUAAAUGACAUAGAAAAUGAUAUAAGUCACAAUAUUUUUAACAGUCACGGUAGUCACUUAAACUUUGCAAAAGGUGCUAUUCUGGAGAAACUUCUAAAAGUUGUAAUGAAAACUGAAGACACUCAGACAAUAUUAAACAUCCUUAAGACUUCAUCUACCUUAAUGGAACCAUACAAACCAAGAUUCUGUGAUGAAUUACUUCUACGAGUUAUAGAUAAUAAGCUAACCAUUGAUCAGAUAUGUGAAUUUUAUAAUUUUCUCAUAAGUAAUAACUGCAAACAGAAAUAUUCUGAAACUAUUGAUAAAUUAUGGGUGGGUUUGAUUGAAAAUGAAAAGGAUAUAAAUGAGGAAAACAUUGUACAAAUAUUUUCUAUUUUAUAUGGUUUAAAAGUAAGCAAGAAAACUAUUGUUAAUUUGCUGGAACAAAAAUUAUCAGAACUAUGGAGUAAGAUAAAAAUACCAGCAAUGCUUGAGAUUCUUGAUGUUUUUAUAGUUGAAAAAUACUUUUCGAUGCAGUCCUAUCAUGUUCUGGGAUAUUGGUUAUAUGCUAAUAUUCAUGCAUUAGAUGACGAUGUAUUGUUAGAUAUAAUAACGAAAUUCACACGCCUCAGAUACAACGACAAUCAAAUAGAGGCAGCCGUCGAAAAGUUUCUUAAACUCAAAUCAUCAAAAAUUAAAUCAGAAGUUCUGAUAAUUGGUAUACUAAAUUAUUGUAUGCAAUUUAAGCUUCGCAAUAAUUUAAUAUUAGAAAUAAGCAGUCAGUACUUUUUGGAUAAUUUAGAGACGAUACCAGCAAGUUUUUUGAAGUCUUUUAUUUAUACAUAUGGAUUUUUAUCAUACCAACCAAAAAAUUCUGAUUUUUGGACAAUAACAGAGAAGGUUUUAUUGGAAAGAUACAAUAAAAUGAAAAUUGAAGAUCUUACCGAUAUCAUUUUAUCGUUCAUGUAUUGUGGCCAGUACCCAUUGAAAUUAGUACAGAAUGUAUUUAAAAUUGAGAAUACAUCAAAGAUAGAUAAAACAGAUGUUUUGAAGAGGUUACAUUUAAUUGAUACUUCGUUGACAUUAGCAUGUAAUGAAUAUUCUGGUCCGAUGUUACCGAAAGAUCAGUGUCCCAAACCUGUGCUGCAAGAUAGCCGAAUAAAAAAUAUUAUAGAAAAAAUUCAGCAUCACAUCGACAGUUUAUACGGAGACAAUAUGACAAUAACAACAUCAUACUUAUUACCCAAUUUUUGUUCCGAUAAAACAUAUCUAAUUGAUAUUUUGCUGCAGCCUAAAAGUAACAGUGGAAAUACAUUUAACUGGAAAUCAAAUAUGGACAGAAGUGACAAUAUAGGUAUAUUAAUUCAUCUGCCGGAUCACUAUUGUUCUGAUGAUAAGCUCAUCGGACCACAAGUUAUGAAAAUACACCAAUUAAAUAUAAUUGGUAUGAAAGUAAUAAGUCUCAAGUAUUCUAUUCUUAGUAAGUUGUAUACAUCCCAUAAUGUUACUGGCCUAAAGGAUUAUAUAAGAGAAAGUAUAAAAUAA